Molecule: messenger RNA, 1011 nt
Organism: Psilocybe cubensis
Lineage: Eukaryota; Fungi; Basidiomycota; Agaricomycetes; Agaricales; Agrocybaceae
Exons: 4
Coding region: 1-1011 (336 amino acids)
Source: RefSeq, a predicted model, not a curated record
AUGGAUUCCAAGUCCUACGAGUACUUGACACCGGAGCAAGUGGAAUUUUUCCUGGAAUUUGGAUAUGUCAUCAUCAAGAAUGCGUUUACGAAAGAGCAAGCAGCAGAGUGGACAAAAGACUUGUGGUUUCGACUAAAUUUGGAUCCCAACGAUAAAUCGACUUGGAAUCAGGAGCGUAUCCACCUCCCAUUCAACUCUCGGGAGAAGGUCGCUCGCUUCGCUCCAAAGGCAUGGGCUGCAAUGAAGGACCUACUCGGGGGUGAAGAGAGAAUCGAAGAAGAAGCUUCCAGUUGGGGUGACUCCUUCAUUGUCAAUCUAGGUACAGAACAAUGGGAGAAGGCCACAGAGACCAUUGCGCCAAAGGAUUUAGAUAAUUGGCAUGUUGAUGGAGACUUUUUUGUAGGCAUACCGUCUUGGAAGCUAUUGGCCAUUCUGAAAUCACAUGCAGAUAUUAAACCUCUGGGAGGUGGAACGAUGAUUUGCCCCGAUGGAAUCAACCUCAUUGCCAACUACCUGGCGGAACAUCCUGAAGGCGUUCUCCCUACUGGUUUGUCGUUUACGCCGUCCACUAGCACGUUUGAGAACCACCAAGACCACCCUGGGUACUGGUCGCAUCUGAAGGAAAUCAAAAGAUGCAACCAAUUCGUUGAAAUGACAGGCGAGAUCGGAGAUGUUGUCCUGAUGCACCCCCUUAUGUUGCAUUCUGCUUCCAAGAAUUACUUGCGUAUUCCGAGAAUCAUCACCAACCCUCCUGUCUCUCUCAAGGAGCCGUUCAACUUUAACAGAGACGAUCCCUCCGAAUACAGCCUUGUUGAGAGGAAGACACUAAAAGCCCUUGGUGUCGAGCGGUACCCCUUUAAAAUCACUACGGAGAGAAGAAGGAUUGUCCCUGCCCGGGUGCUGAGACAGCAAAAGAUGAUGGAGGAUGAAAAGAGGAGAUUGGCCGCGUUGAAGGAGGCCUCCGAAGCCGCAAAUGAGUUGCAGAGUAAAAACAGUAUUCUGGUAAAGUAA